Messenger RNA from Ceratitis capitata (Mediterranean fruit fly), 5845 nucleotides. RefSeq names its product GIGYF family protein CG11148 (gene Gyf). The transcript is spliced from 8 exons. Bases 204 to 5579 code for a protein of 1791 amino acids. Lineage: Eukaryota; Metazoa; Arthropoda; Insecta; Diptera; Tephritidae. Gene Ontology annotation, molecular function: protein binding. The record is from RefSeq and is a predicted model, not a curated record.
UUAUUCUGACGUUGGCAAUUGUAUUUCAACGAGGUGGAUUACGAAUGAGUUGAACAAGUGAAGUGAUAAAUUUUACUUUGCAAAUCGCUCUUUUUGUGCUUUAACUGGGUAAUGCAAGUAUGUAUUGUUGUUAGAGAAGCGCAAUUGAAUUAAUUGUGUCAGCUACUUGUAGACGUGAAAUACAAGAAUUAAAAACAUUUGGAAUGAAGAAGGUGAAAUUGUGUACGGGCUUACUAGAAUUUGUACCAAUAUACCUGUUACGAUAUUUAGCUUAUACUUUUGCAAGAAUGACAGACUCUAUGAAAUUUGGACCAGAAUGGCUGCGUAACAUGUCGGCGGAUAAUACAAAUUCUAAUUUGUUGUCCAGUGUAGGUACGUCGUUAUCUAAUAGCGGUAAUGUAAUGACAACCUCAUUUUCAAAUAACGGUGGCAAUGGAAGCGGAUCUUUUGGUAUAACAUCUAAUGUGUCAUCAACAGCUACCACGCCCUAUUCUUUUGCUUUGGCACCUCGAAAUGCAUUUCCAGAAUUUCGUUAUGGUCGUGAAGAAAUGCUUUCAUUGUUCGACAAAAAUUAUAACAUGCCUGAAAUAUUACCAACGUUUAAGAAGAUUUUCAUUGAGAAAGUGCAAUUACCACUCGCUCUGACGCCAAGUACUGACGAAGAGCUUCUGCCGCAAGUGUCUCCUGUCUCAACACGGCAAUCGUGGAUACUGCGCUCGCCAGUUGGUUUCAGUAGCUCUACUAGGGGCGCUGGUAGAGGUGGCUCUGUGGAUCGGGGGCGAAUGCGCGGUAAGCCUAACUAUCAUCAAAUUUAUCAACGACCAACCGCUGUGUUCGGUGAUGAUGACCCACGGUCAGUGCCAUUGAAGUCUGAUCGCGGUUGGUCGGAGCGCAAUGGCGGUGGAGAUUCACUUAAUCCAGGUGGAGCUUACGUUUGUGGAAUUGGGGGUUCAAAUUCUGAGUGGAAUAGCACACCGACCUCUAGCCCAAGAAAGGAUAUAUCUGGUCACCCACGAAAUAUGGAAAACUGGCGUCGGAAUCGAAAUGAAGAUGGUUCUGGUGAUGCAUCAACUAGUAGCUUAAGUAAUACUGAAGGUUGGCGUGGUGGAAGCGCCACCGGAGGAAGUUUUGUUGCAACACAUCGUUGGGGUCGUUCGACAAGCUGGCGUGAUGAGGAUAUGUCAUCUACUAAUUCCAAUGACGUAGGAUAUGUCAAUAGCAGCGGCUCAACAAUGCAGCGUUCUCAUUCUAACAUAAUGACAGUAAACGAAAGGGGUGGCUAUGUUCCCAGUAAUAGCGGUAGCAAUUCAGCCAAACCACCUCCGAAUUCUUAUGGUCCUACCGGAAAUCAGAAUUCCAACCGAACUUUCAGUUCUUUAUCUGGGUUGAGUGCAGUUUCCUCUCGGAACCCUCACUGGAAUAAUAGUAGUGGUCCAGGGUGUUCAUCUGCAGUGGAUGGAGAAGAAAACUUGCCGGAAUGGGCUAUGGAAAACCCAUUGGAUGGUGGGGGAACUUUUGAUGCAAGCGGUGCUUUUCAUGGCUCGGUGGAUGAAGGUGACAAUGAGGAAGCCAAUAAGCAGUGUCGAAAAAAAACUGAUUCCAGGAGCGGAAGCUCGGCCCGCAACAAUGAAGGAAACAACGUUAAGGAAAGUAAAUCUUCAGAGCCUUCAACAGGGAAAACUGGAUCAUCGUUUAAAAAUGAUAAUAGUAACAGCAAUGUGACUAAGAUUGAAGUUGCCAUGAAACUUUCGGAGGAAAUUUCGUCAGACUCGAAGAUUGAAAACUCAGCAGUUGUUACGGACACACUUGUGUCGGAGAAUGCAGCCCUAGAAAAUCCUGACGGCCUAUCAAAAAUCCAAGGAGAAAGAAAACCUGACUUAUGUAAUAGAAUUGUCAUAUCUGAGGCAGAUACAUUAGCUAAUACUUCUUAUUACAAAAGCAACAUUAACGAUUCGAUAUCGAAAUCCAACACCGCUACUACAGCUAGUAACAAUGAUAGUGGACAUCCUGACUUGUCUGAUCGCAUGCGAGAGGUUACGGACGAUAUGAUACAAAAGCUUAUUAUGGACGAUGACACUAUUAGCAUUAAUGAUAAUAAUGCUCAAAAUGAAAUACAACAAAACACCACACCGCCACUUGUGCAGGUAACAGUAGCAACGUCUAUUCCCGCGGUCAACAACUUAUGUGCACCGAAUGUGUUUACAACUGUUUCUGCUAUUCUUAAGCAACCACCUCAUCAGACCAUCCCGUGUCCGGUUUCGGUAUCUUCAAGUUUAACUACAUUAACCGAAGAUGGUUUACAUAAAGGCAUACAAUUAUAUGGUGGCGGAGUAGUGAUUGAUCAUGCUACUAUGCAGCACCACCACAUGCAGCAACAGCAAAUUGCAGCUGCAGCAGCAGCGGCGGCAAAUCUUACAACAGGUUGCCAUGCAUCACACAGCAUAAAUUCAAAUACUUCCUCCGCAGCACCAGCUGACCUUUGGUAUUAUCGAGAUCCCCAGUCUAAGGUUCAAGGACCUUUUUCUGCGACCGAAAUGACAGAAUGGUAUCGGGCAGGCUACUUCAACGAAAACUUAUUUGUGCGCCGAUCUUGUGAUAUGCACUUCCGUUCGUUGGGUGAUUUGAUUAAAUUAUGUAAUGACAAUAUGCCUUUUACACACAGUCAUUUAAUACCAAAUUUAGACAAUAUGCCCUUACCUAAUGCUGCUAGUGGUUCUGCUCGACAAUCUCAAAAGCCACAAUCAAUCGGAGAUUAUGCUCUAAAGCAACAGUCUCCACAACAAGGUGAACAAAGGGAUCAACUUAAAGGCAAUAUAAAUUGUGUUAAUUACCUUGGAGAAGCUGUCAAAAAUAUUAUGCCGGUCGAUGUGUCCAAUGUGUAUUUUCAAAUGUUACGUCAUCAAGAAAUGUUAAUGUAUAACGAAUUAAUAGAGAACGAAUGUUUCCAACAAUUGACACCAUCAGAAAAAGAAGCUCUUGUUAGACAAAAGUUGCAAAUGCAUUCUGAAUAUAUACCAAAUCUUUCGGGCCUUAGCAAUUCUUUGGCCGCGAUAAAUCAGUCGGCAGCAAGAGCCCGGAUGUAUGAUGUAAUUAUGGAGGAACCUAAAAAAAAUCAUUUAUUUAGUGGCUCCGGGAAUCCCGGCAGUCUUAAUACACACCAACAUUCACAAUCAAAUCCUUUUUUAGACCAUGAAGAUUUUCUAAUUAAUUCUCAACAAACCAUGCAAACAAUCUAUAAUACUGGUCCAUUUAGAAAUGCUUUGCCAACUGGUAGAGAUAAUAGUGUCCCUGUAAAUAAUGAUAAAAACGGAAAUGAAUUGAUUAAUAAUUUUAAUAUGGGGAUGUAUUUGCCAUCUGCUAAUUGCAAUCCAUCAUUGAUUCCCAAUCCAAAGACCCAAGACUUUCUUGUUGGUGCAAAUGCAGAUUUCCUUAAUGACUCACACAUAUUAGUUGCCAGAAAUUCCUUAGCUCCAAAUUCUCUCGUUCAUCCUUGGGCAUCCAAUAAUUCACAACAGCCUUCUAAUGAGUGGACAAAUAAUUUAUUGGUGGGAAUUCCAAUUACGGUUACUCAGAGUAGUAGCAACAAAGUUGAGAAUGUUAAUAAUAUGACCCAGGAUAUCCAGCAACCGCACCCACAGAAAAAUAUACCAACACCUAUGUGGAAUUUGCCAUCAUUGAAUCAUAUUCAAAUUGUAGAAGCUAAGCAACUAGAUACUGAAUCCAGCAAGUCAGAUUUUGAAAACCAAAGGUUUUUGAAAGUUCAAGCUUCACCAAAUGAGCAGUUAUCAGCAAAAGAAACCCAAAGCGGUUCAUAUAAAUCGGUGGAUGGUGCUACUGAGGAUCAGCUCGAUAUAUCCAUUCAAACUCGGCAGCAAAACUCGCCAACAGUGGUAAAACCAAUCGCUGCAAUUUUAACAAAACAUCGCAAAGAUGAAAUUAUUGAAAAAUAUCAAAAUGGUAGUACUAAGCGCAUAGGUAAACAGCAGACGACGGGUAAUAAGAGCUCAAAGGGAUCUGAAGAUUUUUCCAGUGGCAAAAAAUUUGUAGAAGAACGGCGUCGAGAUCAAGUUGAAGACAAACGCCGUCAAAAAGAAGAGAAAAAACGUCAUCAAGCCGAUGAAGAAAAGCGGCGUCAGCAGCAUAUGGAUGAAGAGAAACGCCGACAAAUGUUAGAAGAAAAAGAGCGACAGCAACAAAUUCAAACCCAACGUCGAAAAGCAAUGCUGGGAAAUAACUUAACUACUGAUCCGGUAGCAGCUUCGUCUUCCAGUUCUAAGUCUAAAGAGCACCAACGUGUACAAUCUUCAAUUGCACCAUGGUCUGCUCAAACGAAUGCCGCUGCGUCAAAGGGCGGACCAUGCUUAGCAGAAAUACAAAAGGCUGAAAGGCGUGAACGUCAAAUGGAACAGCGACAAAUGGAGAUGUUUGUAAAACGAGUUCGUGCUAGCGCUGCCGCCGCCGUUGAAGCAUUUGAUUCCAUGUUAAAAUGGAAUGCGCCUGUAAAAGAAGUACCGGUUAAAAGUUUUGCCGAAAUACAGGCAGAAGAAGCUAAACGAUUGGCAAAUGAACAGAUAGAAAUGCAGCGUCGCAGAGAUCAUGAACAGCAGCAAGCAGCCUCUAUUUUGGGUCCAGGAAAUAACGUUGGUUCAAGCGCCAAUAAUAUUUCUGCCAUAUGGACUGGAACAAAAGUUUGGUCUACAGCCACUUCAACAGGUUUCUGGGAGGAUCCAAUAAAAUUUAGCGCUGCUAUUGGAGCCAAUAAUUCCACAGCAAUCAAUACUGUAGGAAUUGGGGUCAGCUUAAACAAGAAUAACAUUAGUAAGCAGACUACAACUGGACUGCAAAAAUCCGCAGAUAUCACCGGUAGUGGUGAACAAAAUAUUAACCAACAGAAUGCAGUGACACGUAACAUCCGCAAAAGUCAAACUGUACCUGUAAUGCAAAACGCUGGGUCACAAAAUAGUAGAAAUAUAAAGAACAACAAUCAGCAACAGUCUACCAGCACGGCAAAACAAGCAUUUAGCAAUAAAGUUCAACCACAAAAAGUAGUUGGUAAUCAUGGCGAUGGUAGCUCGACUUCGGACAAAAAGAGUACAUCUAAAAUUCAUUUAAACGCCGUGCGAUGCGGUACUACUACAUCUAAUAUUAAACGUGAUGAAUAUGAGAAUGAAUUUAUUGCUUGGUGUACAAAAAUUCUAAACAAUAUGAAUACAAAACUUGAUGUGCCUACAUUCGUAACAUUUUUACGAGACUUGGAAUCACCAUAUGAGGUUAAGGAUUAUAUACGAAUGUAUUUAGGCGAAAAUAAAGAGUCUACGGACUUUGGAAAGCAAUUCCUCGAACGUCGAAGUAAGUAUAAAAAUUUACAACGUGCCCAAAACGCUCAUAAUGAUGAUAUGUGUAAACCGGCACCUGCCAUAACACCUUCUGGCAAUGAUAGUACCGACAAUAAGGGUAAACAUAAGAAGCUUAAGAAAAAUAAAAUGACGAAAUUGGACGCACGCAUAUUAGGUUUCUCUGUAACUGCAGCUGAAGGGCGUACGAAUGUAGGAGAUCGGGUUUAUGUGGAUACGCCAUAAUUAUUACCGUCAGUUAAACUAUUUCACGACUAGCGCAAAUGAUAUAGCUUCGAAUUUUAUUUAACAACCAGCUAAGCGAAAGGAAUAAAAAAAAUGUUCACGUAAUAGCUGUGAGGAAGAACGAAAUGCUAAUUUAUUUAGUUCUCAUAUCUGUUGCAUUAUUAUUUUAAAUUUUCGCUUAUAUACAUAUAUUUUGUUAAAUAAAUAUUGUUUCCCAUUGAUUAAACGUUGCUAUUGCAAGUUGUUCGGAGGUGACUUAGAAGAAA